Molecule: messenger RNA, 3794 nt
Organism: Alosa sapidissima (American shad)
Lineage: Eukaryota; Metazoa; Chordata; Actinopteri; Clupeiformes; Clupeidae
Gene: elovl4a
Product: ELOVL fatty acid elongase 4a
Exons: 7
Coding region: 772-1713 (313 amino acids)
Biological process (GO): sphingolipid biosynthetic process; fatty acid elongation, polyunsaturated fatty acid; fatty acid elongation, monounsaturated fatty acid
Cellular component (GO): endoplasmic reticulum; endoplasmic reticulum membrane
Molecular function (GO): fatty acid elongase activity
Source: RefSeq, a predicted model, not a curated record
CCUAAAUUCAUGUCAAAUGGGGAUGCGGGUGAUUAUAUGUUUCUGGUGGCAUGAAGACGGAUCGUUGCCAUCUAACCCCCCUCUGAAAUUUGAAAUAGGGUUCCCUUAUGAUUACAUUCGAAAUGUGGCCAGCUCCGGUCCUAUGCAGAUGUAUUGCCCGGCCGGCACUUUGUACCAGCCUACCUUAGCUUUCAUCGGUUCUGCGAUGACUGGCCGUUUCAGCAAUGAAUAGCUAAUCGUGCACAUUUUAGGGAUGUACCUUCUAGAUAGCUUACUUGUGCAUUUUGUCAGCAUUAAACUGAAAACACGUAGUAUAUUUUAAGUGUUGCAUAUGUAGCAAAGGCUAUACGUGGUGAUGAACCUCUUUUGCGCGUAUAGGCUAUAAUAUACCCAACUCUAAUCUGAGGGGAGGAAGGGGGGUCAUUGUAAAGGAUUUAAAAUGUAUCAGUUCACCCCCAUGGCGUGGUUAUACACAUUGUUUCAGAUGGCGCAUUCAAGUAGGGGGGGGGGGGGGGGGGGGGGCUUGAAGAUUUCCGUUGGAAUUAGAGUACAAUUCAGUGCCUUGAAAGGCCACACAUCCCAGCCGGGAAACCUGCUGACCAAUCCUUCCCAGUGCCUUUGUGCUGCACGAUGCUCCUCCUGACUGGCUGUCUCAUACUAAAUGGAUCAGUAAUGGAGUCAUCGUCCAAGGUCCUCUGGUGUGAUGGGCUGACAAAGCAAAAUAUCUGAUUUGUCAUGAGCAAUUUCAGAAAAAGCAAGACCGGCUGAAAGAUGGAAAUCCUCACUCAUCUCAUCAAUGACACUAUGGAGUUCUACAAAUGGGGCCUGACCAUUGCAGACAAGCGUGUGGAGAAAUGGCCCUUGAUGGACUCUCCGCUCCCAACGCUGGCCAUCAGCUCAUCUUAUCUGCUCUUCCUGUGGCUGGGGCCCAAGUACAUGAAGAACCGAGAGCCUUUUCAACUUCGAAAGACACUCAUUGUGUACAACUUCAGCAUGGUCUUCUUCAAUUUUUUCAUUUUUAAAGAGCUCUUCCUUGCUGCACGGGCAGCAAACUACAGUUACAUCUGCCAGCCAGUGGACUACUCAGAAGACCCUAAUGAAGUGCGGGUGGCGGCAGCGUUGUGGUGGUAUUUCAUUUCAAAGGGAGUGGAGUACCUUGACACAGUCUUUUUCAUCCUGCGGAAGAAGUUCAACCAGAUCAGCUUCCUGCAUGUGUACCACCACUGCACCAUGUUCACGCUUUGGUGGAUCGGAAUCAAAUGGGUGGCCGGAGGACAAUCUUUCUUUGGUGCCCAUAUGAAUGCUGCUAUCCACGUUCUCAUGUACCUCUACUAUGGGCUUGCAGCCUGUGGACCAAAGGUGCAGAAAUACCUCUGGUGGAAGAAGUACUUAACCAUCAUCCAGAUGAUCCAGUUCCAUGUCACCAUCGGCCACACCGCUCUGUCCCUGUACAUCGACUGCCAGUUCCCACAUUGGAUGCACUGGGCUCUGAUUGGCUACGCCAUCACCUUCAUCAUCCUCUUCGGGAACUUCUACUACCAGACCUACCGCCGCCAGCCACGGCGCGAGGCCCCCGCCAAAGUGGGCAAGUCCGUCUCCAACGGCGUUCCCAACGGUGCCGUCCCGAUGAGCAACGGAGUGGCUGGGAAACUGGAGGACAAGCCAGUAGAGAAUGGCAGACGGAAGAGGAAGGGCAGGGCGAAGCGCGACUAAAAAGGUCGGGGGAGAGAGGAGCGGGCGAGCCGGUUUCCCUGUGGACUCUCGGUUGACCACAGCGCUGGAGAGGGAAAGAGGGUUGGUUGGUUUGUGAUGUGAGCUAAUGUGAUGUCAAACCACUCAUUGGUGAUGAUGUGGGGCUGCAAUAGGGGAACCAGCUGGUAUAUGGAGGCUGUAACUGAAGGGGUUCUGGGUUUGGUGGGUGGGUCAUAUACAGUCGGGUUAAUCGUAGUCGAAGAUAUUGUGUUCAUUUAUCAUUGCAGAAAACGCAGGAGUUUUCCUCCCUGUACAGCCACUGUUUCUUUUGUGUUUUGUGUUAGGGCCCUGCUGUACAGGGAUUGGAACACACAUCACAUAGUCAGGCAUUCAUGUAGGGUUUAAAUCCCUCUCAAUCAACUCACAUUAUGCCCUUCCAAUCGACCAGUGUUUGGAAAUUUCGUUUGAUUUACAUUUUUAUGUGUAUGCCUUUUUUACAUUCAAACAUAUCUCUUUUUUUGUCUUUAUGCGAUCAAUCAUGUCUUGUUAAAUUAUGUUAGACUGUGUGUGUGUGUGUGUGUGUGUGUGGGUGUCCUCUCAGUGAGAUUUUGAGAGUCACAGCUUGUUUGUGUACAUUAUGUCUGGUCACAGUCAUUCCGCUGGAAUGUCAGUUGUAAAAGGAUGGCUUCCCCUGUAAUAUGUUGGGGCUGUGUUGUCUACCAGUUUUACCAAGUCACCUGAUAUCUUUGAACACAGUGGAAAUAUGAGUAUGAAGUACUAUAGCUAGUAACUAUUACUAGUAACAUAAGUUCUAUUAUAGAUAUAUAUGUAUAUUACCACAAAGAAAAACAUAAAUCCUCUCUCAUGCAUUGGGACUGCCAAUUGGACUGUUACAAACCAAGAAGUUGUGUACUGAUUUUGACCCUUUGUCAUUUUGAUACAGAAUGCUAUGGAAUGAUGUUGCAAAAUGUUUUGUAUUUAUUUUAUCAAAAGCUGUAAUUUAGAUAUUAACUGUGUUGUUAUUUGGCUUGGCAGCAAUCAUGCAUGCUGAUUUGAAACUUAACUGCAAAAGAUUAGGUAGUAGAAAACAUCCCAUCACGCAUACGGUUCACACUUGAUGAUGGCCGGGUUUCUACCAAGGGAAAUGAUAUCUAAAAAAUUGGAACAAGAUGGUGCCCCAUUAACGUACAGUACAUAUUAGUUUAGAUGGGCACUGUUGAAAUUAAGAUUAUUAGUACAAGCCUAACUGAACCACUGAAGGAGUGUGUGAUGUGCUAUUGUGUCUGUCUGUUGCAAAACAAUACUGAGCUCAUUUGCAGAACUCUGUUACAUGUUAAGCAAUGUGUUUAAUGCUAUAUGUCAUGUUCCUCCCCACAUGAUUUCUUCCAAAAUAGUAAUAUAAUACUUGAGAAUGGAAAUGUAUUAUUUAUUGUCUUGUGUUCCUAUAUAUUUAUUUUCUUUUUUUAAUGUUGUAUAUGCUGUGCAGUUUUGUACAUUGCGCAUUUGGGAAUAUGUAAAGGUCAUGGAAGACAUUUAUUCUCUUUUUUAAAUGACCAACUCGGACAGCCUCUUGCUGUCGAUAUAUUAAACUGGAUGCCAAUGUAAGUGAGUCAUUUUAGUUUAUUACUUAUAGUCCUGUGAUUGCAUUUCUAUGCAAUACUUAUUUAGAUAACUCAUACAAACUUAACUGGUGCGUUCCUGUUUUGCUCCAUGCAAUUAUAAUUCAGAAUACAUAUUCUUCUUACUAGUACAUUUUGAAUUUCUUAAAAUGUUGCUGAACAAUCAGAUCUAAUCAUAUUAGACAUUACAGCUGAACAACAAUGUGAUAUACUUGAUGUGAGCACUUCAUAACUUUUAAGAAAAGGUUUGUAACCAGAACAAUAUUGAUAGGCUGUCUAUUGUACACAAGAGGGCAGUAUUGUCCAAUAUAGUAGGAGCUGUUUCUACUCAUGACUCAUUCUACUCAGUGAAAUAUGUCAAAGUGCACAGCUCACAGAAUCUAUUAGGAAAAGCGACUCAGCAUUGCUUAUAACCUAUCUUACCUUAUUGACCACAACUAUAUCCUCAUGCUAUGCCAUCCAUUGUUUUUGAGUAAUAAAAUA